Penicillium bovifimosum is the source of this 1377-nucleotide messenger RNA. RefSeq names its product mannose-6-phosphate isomerase pmi1 (gene pmi1). The record is from RefSeq and is a predicted model, not a curated record. Lineage: Eukaryota; Fungi; Ascomycota; Eurotiomycetes; Eurotiales; Aspergillaceae. The transcript is spliced from 5 exons. The coding region runs from base 1 to 1377 and encodes 458 amino acids. Gene Ontology annotation, biological process: carbohydrate metabolic process; GDP-mannose biosynthetic process. Gene Ontology annotation, molecular function: mannose-6-phosphate isomerase activity; zinc ion binding. Gene Ontology annotation, cellular component: cytosol.
AUGCAGGUACCACUACUUCGCUUGCAAUGCGGCGUCAACAGCUACGACUGGGGCAAGGUUGGCCAAGAGUCGGCAGCGGCCAAGUACGCCGCCACAACAGCUGCUCCGGAUUUCACAAUUGAGGCUGACAAGCCCUACGCUGAACUCUGGAUGGGCACACAUCCAUCUCUUCCUUCCAAAGAUGUCGAGACUCAGCGCAGCCUCCUCGACAUGGUCCAGGAUAACCAGGCCUUGAUGUCCACAGAGAUCAGCGAACGAUUUGGAGGAAAACUCCCCUUCCUGUUCAAGGUGCUUUCCAUCCGUAAAGCACUCAGCAUCCAGGCCCACCCCAAUAAGAAGCUUGCGGAGCAGCUUCAUGCACGGGACCCGAAGAACUAUCCUGAUGAUAACCACAAGCCGGAGAUGACCAUUGCUAUCACUCCAUUCGAGGGAGUCUGUGGCUUCCGUCCCCUCGCAGAGAUUGUGCACUUCCUCCACGCUGUCAAGCCACUGCGCACUUUGGUUGGUGACCAGGCAGCCACUGAAUUCGAAAAGCUCGUCAAGGGCAACGAGGAUUCCGAGGACUCUGAAGGCAUUAAGAAGAACAAGGAUGCACUACGCUCCCUCUUCACCACCUUGAUGGAGUCUCCAUCCGAGAAGAUCGAGGCAGCCUGUAAGGAGCUGAUCUCGGAGGCAGAAAGCAACCCCGAUCGUUUCGCAACCCUGUCCGGUGAUGUGGCAACGAAUCCCACCAACCCUUCCGAGCUAGCUGCGCUUGCCAAGCGUCUGGACGGCCAGUUCCCCAACGACAUUGGCCUGUUUGUCUUCUUCUUCCUAAACUUUGUCAAGCUCGAGCCGGGCGAGGCUAUGUUCCUCAAGGCAGACGACAUCCACGCAUACAUCUCUGGCGAUAUCAUCGAAUGCAUGGCGUCCUCCGACAACGUCGUGCGUGCCGGGUUCACCCCGAAGUUCAAGGAUGUGUCCACUCUCACCCAGAUGCUGACCUACCGCUACGCGCCAAUCGAAGAGCAGAAGCUCCAGGCAACAGACUACCCCUACGCCACCCUGAAUGCCACCGCCUACUCGAGCGCGUCAUCCGCCAUCCUCUACGACCCUCCCAUCGACGAGUUUAGCGUCAUCAAGACUGACUUGAAUCGCAAAGGCGCCAAGGUCACAUUCGACGGUAUCUCAGGACCCAGUAUCCUGAUUUGCACACGUGGCAAGGGAAAGAUCACUGUCGGCCCCAAGACGGAGGAGGUCCAGGAGGGCCAUGUUUUCUUUGUUGGCGCUACUGCGGAGUGUAUUAUUGAGAAUACCGGCAGCGGCGAAGGCGAGGAUGAUGUUUUCACCACUUUCAAGGCAUUCUGUGAACUGCCCCCGACUGGUGAGGAGAGCUAG